Candidula unifasciata is the source of this 1923-nucleotide messenger RNA. NCBI's taxonomy places the organism in Eukaryota, Metazoa, Mollusca, Gastropoda, Stylommatophora, Geomitridae. The record is from the annotation of a GenBank genome assembly.
AUGGCAUUGAAGCAUAUUUGUGCUACUAAAAACCUGUGCAAGUCCUUUCAUAAGAAUCGUCUGCUUUUUCAGUGUUUUUCAUGGAGUUCGAAAUCCAAACUUCUCUACAAAGCGGCCUCAACGCAGGCAAGUUUAGAGCAGGAAGGGCAGAGCACAGAGUUAAAAACACAAGGAGGCAGUAAAAGGAAAUGGAAAAGUUUAACUGGUAACCAUCAACACCCAGAGAUCGAUCUUACAUUUGAGAAUGCCCGUGAGGCGUACAAAAGUAAACGAACCUCAGAGAUCGCCAGAGCUUUACUGGUUUUUAACUUAUGCUCGGUGAAUUAUUUGGUCACGGUCAACAAUCAAAAACAGAUCCUAAAAUGGUCACGCAAACUUCUCGGCCAGCGCCUUUUCACGGCGUUGAUGAAAAUGACAUUCUAUGGCCAUUUUGUGGCGGGGGAAGAUCAAGAAGCAAUCAAACCAUUGAUAAUGAAGAUGAGGAAGUUUGGGGUGAAAUCUAUACUGGACUACAGUGCCGAAGAGGAUUUAACAAAAGAAGAAGCUACAGAGGCUGAAAUGGAAGGAUGUGUUCCGCAGUAUGCAGAUGUGGACAAUACAGCUGCUUCUAGUGAAAGUGUGACGGGUUCCCAGUUUAGAGCUCAUGAAGAAUUUGGUGACAGGCGUGAAAAGGUGACAAGUGCAAGAACCUACUUCUACGAGGGCGAAGAGCAGUGUGAUAAAAACAUGCAGAUCUUUCUCAACUGUAUUGAUGCAGUUUCCCAUGCGACAGAAAAAUCUGGAUUUGCUGCAGUGAAACUGACAGCACUGGGGAAGCCACAGCUCUUGCUGCAAAUGUCUGAGGUGUUGGUCACAAUCAAGCACUUUUUUGCCUUGAUCAAGAAAACCCAGGGAGAAAUUGACGAAGGGGAGCUGCGGUUUGGUUUAGAAGACUUUGAUUCACGACUAAAGGACAUUGGUGUGCAGCUGAAAGAAGGAGAGAAGAGGACGUGGGUUUCUGUAAAGGACAUAUCUUGUGAUGGUUCUGAAGUUGAUCUCUUAGAUUGGAGUAACUUACUGGAAAUCAAUAGAUCAUUGUCAAAGCUGCUGGUUGUGCCAAACUUAAAAACAGGAAAAUUGCAGCCCUUAGUGGAGCGAAUUUCGGAGGAGGAAGAACAUCAGAUGAAAGGCAUGCUAAGAAGAGUUAACACUUUAGCUAAAUAUGCCCAGAGCAAAGAAGUGAGAGUCAUGAUCGAUGCUGAACAGAGUUACUUCCAGCCGGCCAUUCGCAGACUCACCAUGGAGAUGAUGAAGAAGUUUAACAAGGACAGAAAUGUUAUAUUUGGGACCUAUCAGUGUUACACAAAAGAAGCUUUCAAUGACAUCGUUGUGGACUUGGACCUGGCCAGGCGGGAGGAUUUCUAUUUUGGUGCCAAGCUGGUGCGGGGAGCGUAUAUGGACCAGGAGAGAGAGCGUGCAUUAAGAAUAGGAUACGAGGACCCAAUCAAUCCAACAUAUGAGGCAACCACUGCAAUGAUGCACUCAGUGAUUGAGGAAGUCAUGAGACAGAUACAUCUCCGACCUACAAGCAGGAUAGCUGUCAUGGUGGCCACUCACAAUGAGGACACUGUGAGAUAUACAAUACAGAAAAUGAAAGAAUAUGGCAUUGGACCAAAUGAUCGACUGAUAUGUUUUGGACAGUUGUUUGGCAUGUGUGAUCAAGUCAGCUUUCCAUUAGGUCAGGCAGGCUAUUCUGUGUACAAGUAUGUUCCCUUUGGCCCAGUAGAGGAAGUGUUACCAUACCUCUCUCGCCGAGCUGCAGAAAACCGAGGAGUACUGGAUAAAGUGAAGAAAGAAAAACGUCUCUUGAGGCAAGAAUUAGUCCGGAGAAUCCUGAGUGGCCAGAUGUUUUAUAAUCCCAUGCCUCCAACAACUCAGCCAUAA